AUGGGCUCGCAAGCUAUUGAUAUUUCGUGGCCUUCCUCUAUCGUUGAGUCUUUCAACACAUCUUUCGAUAUACAGAUUGAGGAAGGAAAUUCGGCUGAUAAUUUGGAUUUUUUCGACGAUAAAACCGCGUACUGCAGUCCGAAUAUUCCAAAACCUCCUCCGUUGCCGAGGAAGAUAACUACAAAACUUGUAAAUGUAUGUUGUGUUCCAAAGGAGACUAGAGAUUUAUGGGAGAAGCUCUUUAAAGAGGGAUUUGGAGCCGAUGUUCGCAUAAUUUCCAGUGAUGGGUUAUCUAUUUUAGCACAUCGUAGUGUUUUGAGUGUUGCAUCCAAAGUGCUCGGUUACCUUCUGCAGCAAUCGAAAGUUGAGAACGGCAUAAGAUGUAUAAGUAUUCUUGGAGUACCGUAUGGUGCCCUUCGUGCUUUCAUCCGUUUUCUCUAUUCAUCUUGUUUCGAACGAGAGGACAUGAACGAGUUUGUUCUCCAUUUACUGGUUCUUUCACAUUCGUACGCAGUACCAUCUCUGAAAAGAGUAUGUGAGAACUUUCUAGAAAACGGCUGGUUGACUAAAGAGAAUGUCAUAGAUGUUUUGCAGUUAGCUAGAAUCUGUGAUGCUCCACGCCUUUCCCUCGUUUGUGUUCGUAUGGUCGUGAGGGACUUCAAAUGCAUCUCUAUAACCGAGGCAUGGAAAGUGAUGAGACGGUCUAAUCCUUCCCUCGAACAAGAGCUAUUAGAAUCAGUCGUUGAAGCUGAUACAAGGAAACAAGAGAGGAUGAAAAAAAUCGAGGAGAAAAAAGUAUACCUUCAACUGCACGAGGCAAUGGAGGCUUUGCUUCAUAUUAGCCGAGAAGGGUGCAGAACAAUCGGGCCCCGUGAUAAAGUUCUAAAAGGUAGCCAAGUGAGUUGUGCUUUCCCAGCAUGCAAAGCGCUCGAGACUCUAAUCCGUCAUUUUUCGAGCUGUAAGGCUAAAGUCCCGGGUGGCUGUGCCCAUUGCAAAAGAAUGUGGCAGCUUCUCGAGCUACACUCCCGAAUGUGCAACGACCCGGACUAUUGCAAAGUCCCUCUUUGUAGGCAUUUCAGGGUUAAAAUGCAGCAGCAGAGGAAGAAAGACGAGGCAAAUUGGAGAGUGUUAAAGCAGCACGAGCUAGGGUUUUCUACCAAAAAUCUUAUCGGAGCUUAUAUUUCGUUCACUGCGCUCGUCAUCUUAAUUCGAUCUAAAGGCAACAUGGCAGACGACGAAAAUCAUAACGAGAUUAAGGAGGGUAUUAAUGAUGUGCCCGAUAUAGCUCCUUUUGACCCCACAAAAAAGAAGAAAAAGAAGAAACCAGUACCUCAAGACCUAGGUGAAGAAGAGCCUGUUGACUCUCUAGUAGAGAAAGCUGAGAGCUUAUCGAUUUCUGAAACUGGUGAAACAUCUUUUGCUGGACUCAAAAAGAAAAAGAAAAAGCCCGCACACACUGAUCUUCUGAUUGAGGAAAAAGAGAAUGUUGCAGAGGACUUGGAUGAUGUAGUUGGAGAGGAUGAGGAAGGAGAAGGAAUUGUUUUGCAACAGUAUCCUUGGGAAGGUACUGAUAGGGAUUAUCAUUAUGAAGAGCUACUGGGGAGAGUUUUCAACAUUCUCCGUGAGAAUAAUCCUGAGCUUGCUGGAGAUCGGCGCAGGACGGUUAUGAGACCUCCUCAAGUUCUUCGUGAAGGAACGAAGAAAACUGUUUUUGUGAAUUUCAUGGACUUGUGCAAGACGAUGCAUAGACAACCCGAGCACGUCAUGACUUUUUUGCUGGCUGAAAUGGGAACAAGUGGUUCUCUCGAUGGACAACAAAGAUUGGUCGUGAAAGGGAGGUUUGCUCCCAAGAACUUUGAGGGUAUUCUGCGACGCUAUAUCAAUGAAUAUGUCAUAUGCAAUGGCUGCAAAAGUCCAGAUACCAUCCUCUCAAAGGAGAACCGUCUUUUCUUCCUCCGAUGUGAAAAGUGUGGUUCUGGUCGAUCGGUUGCUCCAAUCAAGGCUGGAUUUGUUGCUCGUGUUGGCAGACGUAAAGCCGGGACGUGA
Messenger RNA from Striga hermonthica, 2046 nucleotides. NCBI's taxonomy places the organism in Eukaryota, Viridiplantae, Streptophyta, Magnoliopsida, Lamiales, Orobanchaceae. The record is from the annotation of a GenBank genome assembly.